AUGGCCCACGCAAAAGCCCAGGACGAGCUUCAAAAGCGGUACGAAGAAGGGCCCCAGUCUCUUGAAGAUCCCGAGGUGGAGUACAUGAUCAGCCAAGCGGAUGAGAUGAUGGGAAAAUCAGAACGAAUGCUGAUCGCACAAGCAGGGCUACAACCUUUGACCACAACGAGCUUCAGUCUUCUUGGCCAUGGGUGUGGCACAGGUCUGAUCGCAUCUUGUCUACAAGAAGUGAUUCAGCCGUCGCGCGCGGGGAGAGACCAAUGGAUCAACGUUGACGCUGCAGUCCUGGAUGCUCAAGACUCAGGUCUUCCCAAGCACUCGUUCAGUCAUGUAACCAUGAAUUUCGCCAUGCAUAUCAUCCCUGACCCAGUAGCAGUCUUGCGCGAUAUACUUCGUAUUCUUCAACCCGGUGGCCUCGUGGCAUUCAGUGUGCCCCUUGCCAGUAACGGUCAUGAUGGCGGAUGGGUACCAGAUCUUCGAUCAGCACUCGAAUCUCUCCCCUUCCAGACGUCGUUUCCAGACCUGAUGCCAGUUGCUCUUCACGGUAAGUCGGAAUGGGUAGAACCUGAAGGUAUUGAAGCGGAGCUGGUCCGUCACGGCUUCGUUGAUGUCAAGGUCGAAACUGUUGAUCUCAUCCGUCCUGUUGCCAAUGCUGAGAGCUUUUUAGCCUCAUUUGGAAUGAUGGUUAAGUGGAUAAUCAACAAGUAUUGGACUGUGGAGCAAAAGGAGCAGUAUGAAGAUGAUUUCAAUAAGGUCCUGGUCGAACAUCUCCAGAUUAAGCAUGGUGGAAAUGGCUGGGACCUCAAAUCAACAGCAAUACUUGUUACGGCUCGUACGCCGCAGUAG
This is a messenger RNA of Fusarium fujikuroi IMI 58289, 846 nucleotides long. RefSeq lists its product as uncharacterized. Lineage: Eukaryota; Fungi; Ascomycota; Sordariomycetes; Hypocreales; Nectriaceae. The transcript is spliced from 4 exons. The coding region runs from base 1 to 846 and encodes 281 amino acids. The record is from RefSeq and is a predicted model, not a curated record.